CUCGGGCGGCAGAUUGUUUUUUCUUGCUUUGGCGGUUCAUUUUGCAAACAACAAAAAAUAAACGAAAAUAAAAAAAGAAAUAUAGAAAAUUAUUUACAAUAUUUUUGUGUACAUAAAUGAAAAGCAAACAGCAAUAUCUUGUGCUUGUGUGUGUGUGUGAUUUUCGUAAUGUUGUGAUGUAAAAUUUUGCGCCCUUUUUCAAUGUUGGCGUCUUCUGAUGGAAAUUGGCAUCUGAAGAGAAAAAAUUACCAAUGAAUCAAAUAAAAAUCAAAAGAAAAUUUCAAGCCAAAAAGUGUAUAGCAGCUGCCGGCAAAAAAUUUAUAGCCGAAUCGGAAGACCAAAAAUAAAAUCUAUAUACAUAAAGAGGAAAAACCAUUAAAAUUUUCGAAGGACACAACUGAACAUAACCGCAGAAAUAGCAACAACUACAACAACUACAAAGAGGAGGAGAUAACUACAAGGCAAAUGUCCGAAUCGAUAGGCCAGGUCAAGCGGCAGGUAAUACAAACCACAUAAAUCAAUAUACCACACACAAAGGACAAAAUGCGAAUCCUUACGGAGAAGGAUUAUGACAGUGCAACGCCAGCACUUGAACAACAAAUGAACCUUGCCCGCAGAGCCUGCUGGAGCAGGAGCCGCAAGAGCUCAACAAUUGAUGAACCUACAAAUGGUGCUAAAUUAGUGUUUAACUUCAGUCAGCAAAUUGAGGAAGCAGUAAUCCGACCACUAGAACAACCACCGAGCAACAACAACAAGAAGAACAAGCAGGAGCAGGUGUACACAUCCUUGUGGCCGAACAAGAUGACGAUGCUUCUUUUCUAUGCCAUUUGUGUCCUCCUAAUGGGCUCCAAUACCAUUGAGGCGCGUCCAAAUAUGAGUAUCUUGGGAGUGGCCACUAGCGGCAAGGCAAUCGAUGCGGAUGUAGUCAGUCAGCUAAAUCUGCCAUCGGCCAGAACAACAGCGGAUACAUCAACUUCAUCAUCAUCAUCAUCAUCAUCGUCGUCGUCGUCAGGGUCGAUGCCGCCUUCACUGCCCCAGGCGGAGGCCUUUAAAAGCAUAGAAGAACGUGAUGCAGAGGAUGGCCAUCACAUGGACCGUUAUCCACUCUCCCAGGUGGAUUUCGCACGCGUCAAGACGCCCUUUAUAAUUGGCAUUUGGAUAUUAUCGGCCAGCAUAGCCAAAAUUGGUUUCCAUAUGACACCGAAAUUGCAUCUAAUAUUCCCCGAAUCCUGUCUAUUGAUCGUGGUGGGCGUGGUCAUUGGGGUUGUUCUUUAUUUUUGCACGGAUGUCGCAGUCUCACCGCUGACACCCAACACAUUCUUUUUCUACAUGUUGCCACCGAUUAUUUUGGAUGCGGGCUACUUUAUGCCCAAUCGCCUAUUCUUUGAUAAUCUGGGCACCAUAUUGCUCAUGGCUGUGGUUGGAACCAUCUUUAAUAUUGCCACAAUUGGUGGUUCACUAUAUGCGUGUGGCCUUUGUGGCAUCUAUGGUGAUGAGAGUGCCACACCCGAAUUGAUGGACAUAUUUCUAUUUGCCUCGCUAAUAUCCGCCGUAGAUCCGGUCGCUGUUUUAGCCGUAUUCGAGGAGAUACACGUCAAUGAAAUAUUGUAUAUUGUUGUCUUUGGCGAAUCCCUGCUUAAUGAUGCUGUCACGGUCGUCAUGUAUCAUAUGAUGGAGUCGUAUAAUGAAAUUGGUUUGCCCAAUAUAAUAGCCCAGGAUAUUGCUAGCGGUGUUGGUUCCUUUUUUGUAGUGGCUUUAGGUGGCACUGCCAUAGGUAUCAUUUGGGGCUUCCUAACUGGUAUGGUGACUCGAUUCACCGAUCAUGUCCGUGUUAUAGAGCCUAUUUUCAUAUUCGUUAUGGCCUAUUUGGCCUAUCUGAAUGCGGAAAUCUUUCACAUGAGCGGCAUUUUAGCCAUAACUUUCUGUGGCAUCACUAUGAAAAACUAUGUCGAAUCGAAUAUAUCUCAAAAAUCGCACACAACUGUUAAAUAUGCCCUGAAAAUGUUGUCAAGUUCAGCAGAAACCAUUAUCUUUAUGUUCCUUGGCGUGGCGACCGUCAAUAAUUUGCACGUUUGGAAUACUUGGUUUGUGGUCCUAACCAUUACCUUUUGUUCCGUAUUUCGUGUCAUAGGUGUCAUUUUGUUAUCGGCUCUGGCCAAUCGUUUCCGAUUGCACAAAUUAUCGCGUGUCGAUCAAUUUGUUAUGUCGUAUGGCGGUUUGCGUGGUGCCGUUGCCUUUGCCCUGGUCCUUCUGGUCGAUGAGAAUGUGGUGAAGCAAAAGAACAUGUUUGUUACCACCACCAUAGCUGUGAUCUAUUUUACCGUAUUCAUACAAGGCAUUACAAUAAAGCCUCUGGUCAAGAUACUCAAUGUGAAAAGGGCUAAUAAACGUAAGCCCACAAUGAAUGAACGUAUUCAUGAGAGGUUCAUGGACCAUCUUAUGGCUGGCAUUGAGGAUAUCGUGGGCAAAACUGGCAACUACAAUGUGCGGGAUAAAUUCAAGCGUUUCGAUAAUCGCUUUAUACGUCCUCUGUUGAUAAGAGAUCUCAAGGGUGCUGAACCAAAGAUCAUUGAGACAUAUUCAAAGUUAACUAUGCGCGAUGCCAUGGAAGUGAUGCGUCGCAAUCCCUCGACAAUUGGACAGAUGACCGGAACUGAAUCGAUGAGUGCCCUAUUUAGGAAUUAUACCAAUAACUAUAUUGGUGGCAGUCCCAGUCUAACUAAUCUAGACAAUACUUGUUCGCGCAACUUGGAUAUGGCUGAACUGGACUAUAAUCCAUCCAAAAAGGAUUUGACUGAUGCCAGAAUACAUCAUUUGUUAGCCGAAGAACUGAAGCCUUAUAGAAGGCACCGUCGUCUUAGUUAUAGCCGACACGCAGUAGAUGACAGAGAUUUGUCCACCCAGGUCAAUUAUAAAAUGCAAAUGAAUUUCCGACGAAUGUUCAAUGAUCGGAAGCAUCAUAAGCGCAGCAAACGUGGAGCCAGCAAUAAGGAACCCAAGGAGAAUGUGAAACAGAAUCAUGUAUCAUUUCAUGAUUUUCAACAGAACGGCACUACAAAGCAGCUCUCCAAUGCCGAGGAGAACCAACAGAAUCCAAACGAGAUCAAUGUUGUUGGUCCCAGUGACGAUUGGGAUGAUGGCCUAACUUUCACAGCAAAAUCAUCACCUGACUCGGAUCGCGCUAAUAACAAUUCCCUGAUAGCCCAUAUACAAAACCUGCCCGGUUUUGAUGUAUCCAAGGCUCGCAUUGUCCAGCAUUAUGCACCCAAAGUGGAUGACGACCAAAGUCCAGAGCAAGAGUUAGACUCGCCGGAUCCAUCAGUUGGACCCACAGCGGCUGAAUUGAUUUUGCCAUGGCGACGGGAUCGUUCAUACCAGAGCAUUGUUGCCGAGCAUCCCAUUCCCGAAGAGGAUCGCAAUUUGUCACGCGAAUCAGAUGGGGAACGUCGUGUGGCCACGCCCACAGCCACAGAAUCACAAUUGCCAUGGAAACGACAGGGGGACGAGAGCACAGAUGCAGUUCAGCAAAAUGAAUUUCCUGCCUGGGCAUCGAAUAAGGAAUAUUUGGCCUACAAUUCACCAAGUGCUACAUUCCUAGGUGGUAUAAACAAGCCUAAACAACCCAAGUCCGUCAUAGGUCUCUUUCGACGUGAGAGUUCCAGUUCAAAAGCUGGCAGCGUUGGUGGCAUUGGAAGCUCUAAUACGGUGGAUGCCGGCUCCAGCGGCGAUGCACGUGGCUCGGAUCCAAUGGUCGUUGUGCCUUCUUCUACUAACACCCUCAAUCCAAUGAAUCCGGCCAGCAGUGGCAUUAGCACCAAUACCACACCAGUGCCGGCCCACAAUCCCCGGCUGGGCAAGCGCUCGCAAUCGAUAUCGUCAGGUUCGUUGGGCACUCAUCUAGUUGGCCCGGAUGGCCAUUCUGGUCCAUUUCCGGUCACAGCAAGUCAUCGACGGAAUGUGCGACGUGGCUCAAUGUUGGAGCUAAGCGGACUUAUUGUAACUGGACGCAGGCCCAGUAGAGUUUUACAAUGUAGUCCAGGAGCAACUAAUUUGCUAGAGUCAGGCAAUAUCACACCAACAACAACAACAUCAACAACAACUUCAACUCGAACAACUCCUACAACAACUUUAAAUCCAACAACUUCAACAACAACAACAUCAUCUACUACCACAAUCAACAACAAGAACAACAGCCACACAAAUAAUUCAACAAAUGCAACAAGCGAUAAUUCAACGUCAACUUCCCCCUCAUCGGAGAAUAGUGCAACAUAUCGGCUAAAUGACACAAUACCAGAGGAGUCCUCGUACCAGCAUGGACACUCCAAGUCGCUAUGCGAGCCAGGCGACACCGAUGAUUGGGAUGGUGCGCCGCUUGCCACCACCAGCGGCUCCAACAGCGAGAAAAUGAUGCGUCGCGAUGGUCGAGAGCCGCUCCUGCCGCGUCUCUCAUCGACUCCUCGAUCCCAAAUCCGACGCAUGAAUGCUGGUGCUGUAGGCGGUGCGGCAGUGGGUGUGCCUGGUGGUAGUAAAAAUCAAGUGACCACGGCUCUAUUAGAUUACCAAGAUAGCGACAGUGAGGACGAUGACGACGACGACGACGAUGAUGAGGAGGAUGAUGAUGAUGAAGGGGAAGAUUUUGAUUUAUAUGAUGAUGAGAAUAUUGUAGUCACUACAUUUACCACGCCUGCCACUCCACGCACUGCACAUGAGAUGGGUCGACGAGGUGGUUCCGGUUCAGCAUCGGCAGGGGCAACAACUACUACAACCAGCAUUCGUCUCACUAGGAAGAAUGAUGAGAGCAUCAUUUGAGUAGCGGAUGAGGAAGGAAAGCAGUAUCCUCCACGGCGUAAAAGUUUCUUUCAAUAUGAGAUGUUCUACUGAGAAAGAAGGUCCUUCAGCAACGAUAUCUAUGUAUGUGUGUGUGUAUAUGCUGGUUAUAUAUACCUACAUACCUAUAUAGUUAUAUAUGUAGGAUUAUAGUAUCAAUUAAGAACAGCAAAUGAUUACAAAAAAAAAAAUAGUUUCCAAAUGGUUUAAAACA
Messenger RNA from Drosophila willistoni, 5041 nucleotides. RefSeq names its product sodium/hydrogen exchanger 3 (gene Nhe2). The record is from RefSeq and is a predicted model, not a curated record. Bases 544 to 4809 code for a protein of 1421 amino acids. The transcript is spliced from 21 exons. Gene Ontology annotation, molecular function: sodium:proton antiporter activity. Gene Ontology annotation, biological process: proton transmembrane transport; regulation of pH; sodium ion transport. Gene Ontology annotation, cellular component: membrane. Lineage: Eukaryota; Metazoa; Arthropoda; Insecta; Diptera; Drosophilidae.